Messenger RNA from Funneliformis mosseae, 237 nucleotides. The record is from the annotation of a GenBank genome assembly. NCBI's taxonomy places the organism in Eukaryota, Fungi, Glomeromycota, Glomeromycetes, Glomerales, Glomeraceae.
AUGGUAAAAUUAAUCGAAGUAUUCAGAAGCUUGAUUAACGAUUAUGAAGAAACUUUUCAAGUAAUGGAGAAUGGUACUAUUAAAGCAAACAAUGAAAGUUUCAAAAGGUAUAUAGAAGUAGAUGCUAUUAAUAUAGAAAUUAUUAGCUAUAGGCAAAUCGAAAAGGUUAAUCGAAACAAAAAAGAAAUGGUGAAACUUUUGAGCUCAGUAAAUCAACUUUACUUAAAAGCUUGUUGA